Messenger RNA from Fusarium verticillioides 7600, 1291 nucleotides. RefSeq lists its product as hypothetical. NCBI's taxonomy places the organism in Eukaryota, Fungi, Ascomycota, Sordariomycetes, Hypocreales, Nectriaceae. The transcript has 2 exons. The record is from RefSeq and is a predicted model, not a curated record. Bases 1 to 1239 code for a protein of 412 amino acids.
AUGAGGUCCAAAAGACGAGCGAUAACGGCUGCACAAUCAGAUGCAUUCCGUAACGCCAUUUCAAGUUGCGAGGGUAAACUGAAGAAGCUGAAAACCCUCUACAAGAAUGGAGUUCACUGGCAGAAGUGUCAAUCUCUCGUCCAAGAGAUACAUGGCGAACUUGAAACUGCUAUAAACCCAGCUGCCAAGCAGCCAGAUGAGUCGGUCAUCCACGUCAAGACAACCAAGGCUAGGGCUAAAUCCCGAACAAUCAACAAGCCAUCAACCCGAACAAGCCCUCGUCGACGUGAGGCUUUAGUAGCACCUAUCCCCGAACAGGUAUACAUGGCCUACUGCCACAUGUCUAAGAGCUGGUUUGCCGUUCGAGUCCUACAUAUCGAGGGGAUUGAGUCUUGUGGACUUCAUGAGUCACUUCCUGACUGCUUCAACUGCGAUGAUGAAGGCCAUUUUGAUUGGAAACAAGGCUAUGAGGAUGGCGGUCCCCUCAUCUCUUGUCGGCAGUUUCCCGUCAUGUUCUUUGGGGGGGCUUCAACAUUUGAGCGAGAACGGUAUGGUUGGGUCGCUGCCAAAGAUCUUCAGUCGUUUGACCCACAAGGGUAUCAAGCUUCCCUCGUUCCCCAUUACAACGCGGUGCUCACCUUCAUUGCCGAGAGGAAUUGCCCAUCUCCUGGCAACAUAACCUGUGAGCUCCAAAAGGUAGCUGAGGUAGAAACAACCGGCCCUCAUUCUAUUACCAUAGAAACUUUGGCAGCGACUUCCUUUUCUUCAGCUGGAGCCCAAGACAUCAGGACUCAUCAAGGCUUCAACCCAAAUGUACCGGGGCGCAUUUCCUGCGAAAAGAGGAAGAUUGCAUCCGCUGCAAUGGAACUGUUGACAAAACCCACCUCUGCCUCUUUGAUUCAACCGAUGUCUGCUUCGUCAGAGAACUCUCCAACGUUCUACAACCUGCCUCCUCUGAAUCCCGCCCCUGCCGGAAACACCAAGUCUCUACCCACGAUUCGGUCUCUCAUUGAGAAAGUCUCUGCAGAUAGGCACUCCAGUAACUAUACAGCUGCGACCUACCGAGAGGUGGUGCCCAGGGUCGAGUGGCCAUCAUUAUCAAGACCAAUAUACAAGAGACAGGUAACUCGGUCACCUAGAAUCUUGCCAGCACCGUUUAACAGAGACUCACAGAGAUACAAUCCUAUGCUUUCUGAGAACAUAAAGAUACUUAGAGCCCAUCUAAAUAAAUUUAUAUAGCGAUCCUCAGCCAGCUAGUUCAAUUCAGGUUUCAAUUUCAUCUUAUUUCCGC